Messenger RNA from Argentina anserina (silverweed cinquefoil), 636 nucleotides. RefSeq lists its product as uncharacterized. NCBI's taxonomy places the organism in Eukaryota, Viridiplantae, Streptophyta, Magnoliopsida, Rosales, Rosaceae. The transcript is spliced from 3 exons. The record is from RefSeq and is a predicted model, not a curated record. The coding region runs from base 1 to 636 and encodes 211 amino acids.
AUGGAACCUAAAUUUUCAGAUUCAUCAUCAGAACCUGCUAAUGAGCAAUUUUGGAAGCUUGCCGAAUCAUCUUCAGAUGAAGAAGUAAACCAGUUGAUACAGAUUAUUGUAGACGAACAACAAGAGAAUGGAAGGAACAAAUGUCGGGGCUCGGUUCCUGGUCGCAAGUUUACUGAACGAUAUCGAUUUCAAAUUCACCAAAUCCUUUUUCGAGAUUAUUUUGCUGAAAAUCCUGUUCAUAAAGAUGAUUCUGCGGGACGUCUUGGAUUAUCAUCUCUACAAAAGGCAACAGCUGCAAUGCGAAUGUUAGCAUAUGGGCAUUCGGCAAAUUCAGUGAACGAUUAUGUGAGAAUUGGGGAAAGCACUGCAAUUGAAGCUCUUAGAAGGUUUGUUCAAGCUAUUAUUGAGUAUUCUCCUUUAUUUGCUGACCUCCGUAAAGGCCAAGCUCCUCCGAUUAAUUACAACAUAAAUAAUCAUGAUUAUACUAUGGGAUAUUACCUAGCUGAUGGGAUAUAUGCUUCAUGGGCCACUUUUGUCAAAUCCAUUCCUCAACCACAAGGGGAGAAAGCAAAGAAUUUUGCUAAAGCUCAAGAUGGAUGUCGGAAAGAUGUAGAACGAGCCUUUGGAGUGCUCUAA